Messenger RNA from Porites evermanni, 9291 nucleotides. The record is from the annotation of a GenBank genome assembly. NCBI's taxonomy places the organism in Eukaryota, Metazoa, Cnidaria, Anthozoa, Scleractinia, Poritidae.
AGUGCACAAGUUAGAAGACCUUGAUGAUGCGAUCACGAGUUAAAAUGACCACCAUGUUGUUUGUACUGAUUUUAUCGCUCAUGACCGCUUUCUGCUCCAGCAAGAACAACAAACAAUCCAAGAGAGACACCAAGGUAACUACAUUCAUUCAUCAGGGUCACUACACAUUUUUUAACACAGCUGAUGUUAAAUUGUGGAGAAAACUAGGAAUAACGUAUCGUGUGUUAAUUUUACUAAAUCCGUCUUGCCGAUUAUAUUAAGAAAUGCUCAAAAGGCUUUCAAUAACUAAGAUGGUAUGGUUACUUGAAUGAGCAACCGAUCUCUUUUCAUAGAGAAAGAGAAUUUUCACGUUUAAAACAAUCAAAAGUAACAUUAUUACUAACGUGUUAAAUACUAUAAUACAUCUUCUUUUCUGAAAGAUGAAUUUCUUUAAUCACAAUUCACGCGUUCAUCUAAGAAACCCAAAUUAAAACUUACAAAUUAAGGAAAUCAGUAAGCACUUCCCCACCGAGAUUUAAACGCUAGAUGACAGACAAAAUUGCCCAAAGUUAAUUGCAUUUUGUCAUUAAAUUUCUCCUUUUUUUGCAGCCUAUUCAAUCUUGUCCAUCUUGUAAUAAUGACGGACAAACCGGGAUGUGGACAUACAGGACGUGUGUCCCAGGAGCCCCUGGGGCACGUGGUCGAGAUGGAGCCAAAGGAGACCUGGGUAGCCCGGGGAAAACUGGGACCAUAGGACCACGUGGUGCUGACGGAAAGAAAGGAGCAAAGGGAGAGCCUGGGAUCCAGGGUUCAAGCGGACAAAAAGGAGAGCAAGGGAACAAAGGCGACAGUGGAACGCCACAGCUGGCUGCACACAUGAACUGGAAGGAGUGUGCUUGGAAAAAAGGAGACAGCAAAGAUUCAGGAGUGAUAUAUGUGAGUGAGCACCGUACCGUAAUCUACGACUAGGGGUACCUUCCGGCAAGUGCCAAAGAGGCGAAUUCGUUUAUCCAUUGUGGAAUGUGUGGGAUUAGCCCUUAAUCCUUUUACUUAGCAACCGCGCUCGACUUAUAUAUCCUGAUAUGAUUGUACAAUAGUUCAGUUGACCUUAGGCCUUGCUCAUGUAAUCUCCUUUAACAAUUAAAUUGUAUAACCUUGAAUGUAUACUUGGCCUCCACUCUUCGUUUCGCCUCCGAUAAUCGCACAUGGUGUCAGAAGCGGGAUACUACAGCAGGAAGAAGAAGUAGCGGAAAAGAAGUUUGUUUCGCCACUGUAUUUCACAUCGCGUGAAUGAAUUCCAACGCUGAAGGUCCAAACGAAGAAAGAAUCGAGGAAACAAGCACGCCAAGCACGCCAGUCAUGUCACCGCCCACACCCGCAGAGGCAUCGAGGUUAACGGGCUCAAUACAGACGAAUAACCCACAAGGUGGAAGCGUGAAAAUGGCCGCAGCCAAUUUUAAUAUUCCUCCUCCGGCUAAGUUUGAUCCCAUAACAGACGAUUGGGACCACUGGAUCAAGCGAUAUGAAUUAUUUGAAGCAGCUACGGAACGUGAUGAGCUGUCAGAUAAAGUGCGCAUCAACACGCUUAUUUACGUAAUGGGAAAUAAUGCCGCCGACAUUUAUGACAGUUUCAAACUGAUAGGGGAAGAUAUCCUGUACGCAAAUGUCAAACAAAAAUUCAAGGAUCAUUUUAAAGGAAAAGUCGCUUUAGUCUUCGAGAGAACACAGUUCGUAAGACGCUUUCAGCAAGACAAAGAAUCUGUCCUCACCUUUAUAGAAGACCUUCAGAAAAGAGCCGACCUUUGCUCUUUUGGGGACCUUCGUGACCAAAUGGUGCACACUCAAAUAAUAGCUGGUUUGCGUGAUUCUCAUCUCAGGCGACGAUUGAUGGCAAAUGACAAUUUAACUCUGGAUCAAGUAAUUAAAGAAGUUAAAUCCGCCGAAAUCACGAAACAUCAAGAUCAAAUUCUUCAAAACAACUCAAGUGCCGCCGACAUAUCGGAAGUACAUGACAGGAAAGUUCCAGAAAACAAACGUCGAAGUCCAAAACCCAAGCAUUUUGGAGGUUCUUCGAAAACGAAGCAAAAAUCGUGUUACAGAUGCGGAGCUCAGCCAGGUCACCCUCCUCAGCGUUGCCCAGCCAAAGAUGCUACCUGCAACGCGUGCAACAAAAAGGGUCAUUAUUCCAAGGUCUGCAAAUCUUCAAAACGAGUCCAUAGGGUUGGUGAAGAUUCGGACGAAGAUGAUAUCUCUGUAAUGACCGUCAAUGAAGUUGUCAACACAAUCGAAACAUCAGAGAAAUGGCGUACAAAUCUAUUAAUAGGAAACUCCGAAAUAAAUUUCAAGAUUGAUACCGGCGCGGAUGUCACAGUUAUUCCUGAAGAAGUUUUUCGCCAAUGCAACUUAGGAAAACUGCACUCCACCUCCAAAAGACUCUUUGGAGCCGAUCACAAUGGUCUUCGUGUAAUGGGAACAGUUCGUGAUACUUUAUCCCUGGGAGAAACGUGCGUGACGGAAGAUAUUUAUGUUGUCAAAGGUUUAAAAGAGCCUCUUCUGGGACAGCCAGCGAUUGAAAAGCUAAAUUUAUUGGCUAGAAUCAAUGAAAUCCAAAGUCAAAGUUACGAAGAAAGGAUUAAAGCGAAAUACCCUCAACUGUUCCAUGGACUGGGAGAACUUGAGGGAGAAUAUGAAAUCAAGUUGAAGCCAGACGCUCAACCGUUUGCAAUCAUGACCCCAAGACGUAUUCCAUUACCAAUGAAAAGCAAAGUAAAGGAAGAACUUGCUAGAAUGGAGAAGCUGGGAGUAAUCAGAAAGGUUGACAAGCCUACAAACUGGUGCGCUGGAAUGGUCACAGUACCUAAAUCAAACGGGAAACUCCGAAUAUGUGUGGAUCUGACAAAGCUAAAUGAAAACGUUUGCCGUGAAACGUAUCCUCUUCCAAAGAUUGACGCCUUGCUAGGAGAGAUUGGAGAGUCCACAGUGUUCACAAAAAUUGACGCAAAUUCCGGUUUUUGGCAGGAGAAGCUAGCAGAAAACUCUCAACUCCUGACUACGUUUCUGACUCCCUUUGGCAGAUAUUGUUUUCAGCGACUCCCCUUUGGUUUAAAAUCAGCACCAGAACGAUUCCAAAAGAGAAUGCUAAACGAGCUGGAAGGUUUGGAAGGAGUGAUAUGCAUUAUGGAUGACAUCCUUGUGCAUGGAAAGACGCAAAAAGAACACGAUGAACGACUUGAAGCAGUUUUAACAAGAUUGAUCAGAGCAAGAAUCACCCUGAACCCAGAGAAGUGCGAAUUUUCAAGGAAACAAUUGAAGUUCGCGGGCCAUAGUCUCAGCGCUCAAGGAAUAGGCCCCGAUCCAGACAAGACUGCAGCAAUCGAAAAGAUGGAGAGACCGCAAAAUGUUGCAGAACUACGAAGAUUCCUGGGUAUGAUCAACCACCAACAGAAGUUCAUCGAAAACCUGUCCGAGAAGACUAUGCCUCUUCGCGAUCUCCUUUCAAGCAAGAACGAAUGGCACUGGGGCCAAGCUCAAGAAGAAUCUUUCUCUCGCUUGAAGAAAGAAAUGACUCAAGCGCCAGUUCUCGCUCAUUACUGCUCCGAGAAAGAAACUAUUAUAUCUGCAGACGCCUCGUCGUAUGGAUUAGGAGCAGUCCUCUUACAAGUCCAAGAGGAUGACACAAAGAAGCCAAUCGCGUACGCUUCACGCUCUAUGACGUCUACCGAACAAAGAUACGCUCAGAUAGAGAAAGAAGCACUCGCAACUACUUGGGCUUGCGAAAAGUUUUCCGACUUUGUCCUCGGUAAAGAGUUCCUUAUCGAAACGGACCACAAGCCGUUGGUGCCUUUACUAGGAUCUAAAUGUCUCCAGGACAUGCCACCACGUAUUCAGAGGUUCCGGAUGCGACUUAUGCGCUACUCGUACCAAAUAGUCCAUGUACCCGGAAAAGAUCUCACCACAGCUGAUACCUUAUCAAGAGCGCCGCUUCACCGAAGUCUCACGAAAGACGAGAAGCAACUUAAUGAAGAUUUAAACCUCUAUGUCUCACACAUAGUAGAAUGCCUGCCAACUACAGAACGCCGCUUGCAAGAAAUACGCCUUCAUCAGGAUGAAGAUGAAGUUUGUUCAAAGCUUAAGCUGUUCUGCGGUGAAGGCUGGCCAGAGAAACACCACCUGAAUUGUUCACUCCAACCGUACUGGCAGUACAGAGCAGAAAUCACUGUUCAGCAGGGAAUCCUAAUGAAAGACGACAGAGUCAUAAUUCCCUCAGCGUUAAGGCUCGAUGUAUUAGACAAGAUACACACAGGUCAUCAAGGCAUCCAGAAAUGCCGCGAAAGGGCGAAAAGUGGUGUCUGGUGGCCGAAUCUCAGCAAGCAGAUAGAAGAUCUUGUCAGAGAAUGCCCUACUUGCAUCAAGACGAAAACUAAUCGUGCAGAGCCCAUGAUUCCUUCACAGUUACCCGAGCGUCCAUUCCAGAAAGUAGGAACCGAUCUAUUCGAAUGGAAAGGACAAGAAUUCGUCCUCGUGGUAGAUUACUUCUCGCGAUAUUGUGAAAUUGGAGUACUUCGAAAAUCCACCUCUCAAGAAGUGAUCAAUCACCUAAAAGCGAUUUUCGCGCGCCAUGGAAUUCCAGAAACCGUGAUCUCCGAUAACGGACCACAGUAUUCCUCAGCGGAAUUCGCCAAAUUUGCAGAAGACUGGGGAUUUACACACAUUACCAGCAGUCCAAAAUACCCCCAAAGCAACGGAGAAGCCGAACGUAUGGUGCAAACAACUAAAAACCUCCUUACCAAAUCCGACGAUCCAUAUGAAGCACUACUCGCUUACAGAGCUACCCCACUUGAAAACGGAUUCAGCCCAGCCGAAUUAUGCAUGGGAAGGCGACUACGCACCACCCUUCCAACUACCCCAUCUAAACUAACACCGCAAUGGCCUGAGUUAACGAAAUUGCGUGAAAAGGAAGCCAAGAUUAAGACCGAGCAAACAAAAGAUUACAACCGACGACAUGCAGUUAAAGAGCUAAGUCAUCUGUCACCAGGCGAUCGUGUUUAUAUCCCUGAUCGUAAAGAGAACGCAGUAGUAGUAGCCAAAACACCAGAGCCACGUUCCUAUUACCUCGACACUGACAGUAACGCAACGGUUAGAAGAAACAGACGGCAGCUCAAUCCAAAUCCUAAAGAAGCAAAGUACGCAGCAGGAAGCCCUUUACCCGAUCCUCCUGAAACUUUUAAGGGUCAGCCACCUGUUCGGGCAGAGAAGAAAGAUGCUUUACGGUCUGCUCAAAAGUCUUCCAUUCCAGUUCCCGUUCCUGGAAACACUACUCGUUCCGGAAGAAAAGUUAACCCGCCCAAGAGAUUAGGUUUUGAUUAGGACUGAAAGAACAUUUGUUAUAAGUGAUUCGUUUCGUGAUCGAAAUACUUGAUUGACUCGCUUCCUAUCAUUUAAGAACUUUGCACAGAGACAUUCUUAUAGAAGUACCAAAAUGUCUAGAAAGGGGGAUGUGGGAUUAGCCCUUAAUCCUCUUACUUAGCAACCGCGCUCGACUUAUAUAUCCUGAUAUGAUUGUACAAUAGUUCAGUUGACCUUAGGCCUUGCUCAUGUAAUCUCCUUUAACAAUUAAAUUGUAUAACCUUGAAUAUAUACUUGGCCUCCACUCUUCGUUUCGCCUCCGAUAAUCGCACAGAAUGUGCCUAAUAGUUCUUCAUGACAUAAUUAUAGAGGUUUAUAUUUGAUUUCUCUGAAAAGAUAAGAAGUAGUACGUAUAGGGGAAGGUAAAGGUACCGAAAAGGAUGAAUAAUAAAUUAAACCCAUAAUAUAAUACCUAUAAUACGCAGUCUCCUUUGACAGGCGGUAAAGUUUGACUGGACUUGGUUUCAAUUUUGUUGGGGUCUUUGGUUCUCAUUGAAAGAGUUGCAUGGACGUUGACGUUCUGGUUUGGCACCAUUUCUUUCUGUAUAGUCGAUACAUAGGAGAAUGGCAUACAGCGCGAUUUGUAUAUUGUGAAACAUUGGACUGCUGGUUGAAAAGACAGUAGUUCUCAAAGGGAUAAACGCAUCAGUGAUUUUUUAAUUUCCUUCAAAACAUGAGCAGUGGUCUACGUUUUGUAAAGAGUCUUAAAAUUUAUUGCACUUCCGUGUAAUGGAAAAAUUAUGCAAAUCAGGUCGGAGGAGUGACCUUUAACGUCCAUUUUGCCCCCAAAAAAACUUAAAACUGUGAAAAUCUACUAAAGGAAAAAAAACUUAAGUAAGAAAUGGCACAAUUCUAAAAUCAAAGAUACUACUACCAAACAUGUCACUUACAAGUUAGGGUCUGUUUACAUGGAGGUUGGGGGACCAGGUGGGUGAUGUAACCCGCUUAGGUGGGGUAACCCGCCUGUCUAUAUAAUCUCUCAUUUUAAUUUGAUCACGUUUACAUGAUAGGUGGGGUGACCCCACACAUGUUACCUCACCUAUCUGUGGUCCUCCACCUCGAUGUAAACAGGCCUUUAGUUAACGACAACGACAUCUGUGCCCAGGCCUUCAAAAAUAUUUAUUGAAAGUUCCAAAGCGGUCGCGCUGCCGCCAUGAAGGAUGGAUCCCCCCUGGUAACUUUUGUAAGGACUUUUUUGAAAGUCUAGGCCCGUCCACAAAAAUGUUCUACAAAUCCACUAGUAUUAACACUGUGAAGAUAACUGUAACUUCCAAAGAGUACAUAUAUUAAAUUGAAUAUUAGCUAAAAAUAGUCUUAAUAGCGAUACUCGCGCUGACGUCACCAACUGAUAUUAAUGGGCCAAACAGAAGCGCAUUAGCUCUUGUAAAAAAAACCAUUCUUCUGUUUCACUCGUUUUACAUUUGAAUAACAAAAACAAUGGUUGUAAACAGUAAUGUCUCCUAUGGGUCACGUGACAAUGAAGGACUCCAAUCAACACAAUAGUCAUUGAACUUAUACCUACGAACUCUGUCCGAGACGGGAGAAUUACACAAUAGCUAGCAUUUCUGCAUACUAUAUUUCAAAUGCAUUGUUAGUUACUGCAGCUGUUCACUUGAAAAUGAAACUAGGAGACAAUACGCCUGAAUAAUGAUGAGACGCUCUCAUGCUCACUUGUAAACACGAAAUUUCCUACAAAAAAUAGCGAAUUGUAGCCCCUAUUUUACUGCCUUACAAGUUAUCAAUAAUCUUGAAGCUCAAAGGUCACAUAGAAUAACGGUACGUUAAUCUCGAAUCUCAAAUAUAAAAAAAAAUUCAACGCGCGGUUUCAAAAUCAUUCACUUCUUUCUCAAAGUACACCAAAUGUUUACGAAACCGCUAAUAAGAGCAUAUCGAUACAUACUAAUCAAAUCCUUCUUUCUUUUUUUGCAUUUCAAAAACACUUGAUUUUCUAUAGAUAAAGACCGAAUAUCAAGAUUGUGCAGUUUUUACCGUAUUUAACUGGAAAAACAUCAUCCCAAAAUACCUCCAUGACGCUCUUAUAAAUUUCAUGAACAUCGAGUCGGCUAUAUGGAGGAAAAAGCUCCAAUGAACGAUUUUGGAAGAAGAGUUCCUAGUGGCCGGUUCAGUGUAAAUCGUUCUGCGAAGAAUACGGUGUUUACUGAUGAAACUUUGUGCGUUUAAUCCUAUUCCUUGAUCAGCGGCCGCUUAAAAUUCAAUUACAAAGGAAAAGAGAACGCUGAAAACCCUGGUACUGAAUCGAGGAGCGAACACCCUGGCUCAGGGAAGAAAUCCACGUAUGCUCGCUCUACUGUUAGGCCCCCAGCAACAACUCAACAAACGCAAUGGAGAGGAGGAGUGUGACGUCGUGUUACCAGGGUAACAACAUUUGUGGAUCACAACAACAGGGACUUUAAGCAACGACGACGGCGGCGACGGCAACAAGAAGGGGAAAAAAGCAAUAGAUUUAUAUCGGCAAAACAACAACUAUGAAAUCAACGUGGAUUACGCCGCUUUUUUCGUAGCCGUCGAAGCACGACUGCGACAUGAAACUAAGGACCUGUUUACGUGAAAGUGGGGGGCCCCAGGGAGGUGAGACAACCCGCGGCCGGUCACCCCACCUAUUAUGUAAUCGUGAUCAAAUGAAAAUGAGAGAUUACCUCCCCAAAGCGGGUUACCUUACCUAUCUGUUGUCCCCCAUCUCUAUGUAAACAGGCCUUUAUUUUCACACGCCCCCGCUUUAUGGAGUAGGUAAACACAACACAAAAAUUUUCUUUUCUUUUUCUCAACUUAAGUAAGUCCUUUCGGGAUAAACUCCAGAAAAUUUCGCCAAAAUUUGACAAAUUAAAUAGAAUCCGAAACCCAUAAGGGGGUGAAACGUGUAAGUCUCAUAUGUUUGCUUUGUCCGAGGCUCGUGAUUAUCUAUUUUCGAAAGUACCAUAUUUAGAACGAGAAUAAGAAAUAACUGGCCUAUCAAAAUUCGUAAACGACGUGACGUAAUUAUACUUCCCCGAUCAUUUUUUCAUAUUUCGCGUGAUCAUGAUUUUUUUUUUCUUAGCGUUGUAGAUUCGAAUACGUAUGAUAAAAUUCGAACAAUAAGGGCCCGACUCACGUGUAAUAAUGCAAGAAAUAUCGACCUUCGUUAUCUUUAAUGCUACUAGUACAGAUAGACAAACAAGAAGACUUCAUACCUUAAAGACUUUUUGCAUUUAUUUGGCAUCAGAUAAUACACUAAUAAUUCUAGUAUAUUCCAACCAAAUGACCUCUGAAGCCCAAACCCACACAUAGUGCGCUUGGGCUGCCUGUGGUACUACCUGUAGCAGUAAAAUGACGCCAUCGUGCAAAUGGCCUAUUUGUGACAGUUUCCUUUAGUAUUCAUUUCGCGGCUUUUUGAACCUGCCGCAGGCAAAAAUGCUGUGGCAUCUCAAAACAAUAAUCUUUCAUUAAAGCCAUUGAUUGUCCCACUUCCUUAAGUGAUAUGAUGAUUUUGUUUCUUUUACUCCUUUGAGAACUGCGACUUUGUGAAGAAAUACUCGGACACUGCCCUCCAUGUCUACUAUGCAGGUGACUUCGGGAUAAGGGGAUGUGACAACUGCGCCAGUCGCUGGUAUUUCACCUUCAAUGGCGCUUAGUGCAGCUCUCCUGGAUCUGUUGAGGGUGCAGUUUACAUGUACAGGCGGUACAGAAAUCGAAGUCUCCACCGUCACCGCCACAUCGAAGGUCAUUGUAACAACAUCCAGAGAGGAAAGGUGCGAGUGGGAUUCUGGGUUGGAAAGUGUAAAGGAGAAAAGCUUGCUGAUGCCUACACUGGGUGGCAGACAGUGAGUCGUAUAUUCAUUGAAGAAGUACCUAAAGCUCAGCAGUAGACCUCUGUCUUGAGAUCAUAUAGACUUAAAUUUUAAAACGGUG